AUGUCAAUAAGAUUUAAUUUUGGAAAUCUCAUUCAUUUCUUACCUCUGAUGGUAAUUGGAUGUUUGAUAAUUCAAAGCAAUAGUCAAAGCUACAAAGGUGACAUAACAUUUUAUUAUGAAUGGCACGGAAAUCACGGCUCUUGUGCGCUUGAAAAAUCAAAGAAAGAUCCAUUCCAUGUGGCUGCGUUGUCGAGAUUUUUCAUGAAACUACCAGUGAAUGUAACGAAUCCAAAUAAGCAUCCUUAUUGUUCGGAAUCAUAUUGUGUAAAAGUGAGCGGAAAGCGUGGAUCAGUUGUGCUUAAAAUAAGCGAUACUUGUUAUGGAUGUAAGCCUCAUGAUAUUGAUGUAGCACAUCGAGUUUUUCCAUUGCUAGACGAUCCCAACAAAGGUCGAGUUCCGAUGGCAUGGAAAUUCGUUGAUUGCACGAAAAACCCUCCAGGCAAGAUAAGAAGUGAUGAUUGA
Messenger RNA from Clunio marinus, 462 nucleotides. The record is from the annotation of a GenBank genome assembly. Lineage: Eukaryota; Metazoa; Arthropoda; Insecta; Diptera; Chironomidae.